Formica exsecta is the source of this 1951-nucleotide messenger RNA. Its product is annotated as protein cereblon-like. The transcript has 6 exons. NCBI's taxonomy places the organism in Eukaryota, Metazoa, Arthropoda, Insecta, Hymenoptera, Formicidae. The record is from RefSeq and is a predicted model, not a curated record. The coding region runs from base 32 to 1171 and encodes 379 amino acids.
ACCAGCUCAUAGGCGAUACGUAGAGCCCAAUAUGGAGGACAUACCGGUGCCUACGGAGAACACAUUUGAUGUGACAUUACCGGCGACACAUUCUUAUUUAGGACAAAAUUUAGAAGAAGUAAGGGGAAGAACAAUACUGGAUGAUGGCAUUUAUAUGAAUCUACCACUGUUGAUAAAACAAUCUGUACUAUUUCCUGGUCAAACAUUACCUAUGACAGUUUUUGGCGCACAGACUAUAGAUAUGUUGCAAAAUUGCAUACAAAAUGAUCGUACUUUUGGUGUUGUGUGUUAUGGUCAUCCUGAGAUGGAACGAAUAGGAACAACAGCUGAGAUUUACGAAUACACAGAUGGAGGUAUAUGGAUGGAUCAUGGUCGGCGAGAAUUUCGCUUAAAAGCUAAAGGAAGGCAGCGCUUUAAGAUAUUACGUAUUAUUACGCAGGAUCACAAUAAAAUUUCGGCCAAUGUUAAAGUGUUACCAGAGAUAACACUUGGGCCACCGUUUUUGGACCAACGCUUGGCCUCAUUAGAUCGCUUGAGAGUUUUUUCUGAUUUGGAGGAAGACAUGAAGAAACAGGAGAAAGUAGAGAACUUGGAUGCCGCGGUGACUGCUUGGCCAGCUUGGGUCUAUAGGCAGUACGAUCCUAUAAGACUCUCCUUUAGAAUACGUCAGCAUCUUCAGUUUCUUGAAACUAGAGGUGGUAGUAUACCUAAAGAUCCUAUAGAUUUAUCCUUCUGGGUCGCACAAAAUAUUCUAAUGGAUCAUGAUGAGAGACUUAUAUUAUUAAGUUACGAUUGCGCAAUUUCUCGAUUGCAAAGAGAAUUAAAGUAUCUUAUGGAGGAUAAAAUCUACGUGUGCGUUAAUUGCGAAUCCUUUAUCGGAAGACAGUCACACAUGUUUCCGAUGAAUAAGGAAGGUCCGCAGGGUACUUAUGUCAAUCCCGGCGGUGUUAUACACGAGACUAUAACUUUUUACCACGUUCAAGGAGUUAUGCUCAGUGAUGCGGCUCCUUCGACUGAAUACAGUUGGUUUCCAGGAUAUGCUUGGACAAUAGCUAUCUGUAAAGGCUGUCAUCAUCACGUCGGUUGGAAGUUUACAGCAGUGCAUAAUUUAAGGCCCAAAACAUUUUGGGGUCUGACACGCAGGAGUUUGAAGAAUAAGAAGAAAAAAUAAAACAAAGAUAUACAUGUUUAAUCUAUAUUGGGUGUCAUAAAUGUUUUUAUAAUUUACUAGAUGAGUAUUUUUAACAGAUGUAUCAUGUUUGAUAUAGUUAAUUUCUCUUAUUUUAAGAUUUUUUCUCAGUUUAUAAUCUUAUUUUAAUAGCAUAUGAGCAGAAUGGGAAUGACUGUAUUCUAUUUUUCAUUCGUGUAUUCACUCUAAUGUAUGACCAUGUGGCAAAUACGAUUAAUGGAAGAGCAGCGCAAAAGGGAAAAUUUAGUUUAGAGGAAAAUAUCCGAUUUAGGAUAGAGAAAAAUCUAACAAUAAAAUGGGAGAUCUUAGAAUAGAUGAAACUUAUUUUACAUACCAUGAUCGAUAUGCAAUUAAAAAAAAAAUUUAAGUGACAGCUAGUAAACUUGAAAGAUUUUAUAGAAAUAAAGAUAGAUAAAGCAUAAUAUAUAUUAAAUGUUAGCUUAUAUUAUUCUUGAUUACAAAUCGUGAUACAAUGCAUUCUUUCCAAAAAUUUUCUUAGGAAUUUAUCCAAAUAAAUAUUAAAACAUUUUUAUGACACCCAGUAUGCAGUGCAUGAGUUUUGUUCUAUCUCUAAUUUAAUUAUAAUACGCUUGGACAUGAGCAAUUUAUAAAAAUUAUAUAUGCAAAAAAUAAUUAUUAUAUCAAUAGUAAUUAUGAGUUAUAAUACAAAAAACUUUAUGUAUAUAUUGAAUGGUUAAGGCUGUUGCAAGGGAGUUGAUCAGCCAACAAUCUUUCUAUUUGCAUUAAUUAAAAAUUAUAUAA